Messenger RNA from Mangifera indica (mango), 1359 nucleotides. Its product is annotated as RING-H2 finger protein ATL74-like. Bases 569 to 1156 code for a protein of 195 amino acids. Gene Ontology annotation, biological process: protein ubiquitination. NCBI's taxonomy places the organism in Eukaryota, Viridiplantae, Streptophyta, Magnoliopsida, Sapindales, Anacardiaceae. The transcript has a single exon. Gene Ontology annotation, molecular function: transferase activity. The record is from RefSeq and is a predicted model, not a curated record.
GAUAUUCUCUUCUCUAAAUCAUAGAAUUUAUGUGCCCAGAAUGAUGUCAAAAAGUCACAUCUAAUCAAAUGAAAUGGAUGCAGCAAAUUUUCCACUACAUUUUAAACCUGCUGCACUGUCUCUCACUUGCUUUUGGUCUCAAAUGUUAUCAUACAGGGAUUUGGUAAUUCUACGCUUCUUGUCCUUUUUUAUUAUUAAGUCCUUAUUCAUGAUUAGUUAGGCGGAUCUGCCACUUGAUCUUUCUGGGUCUACAAUCACACUGUUGUAUAUUAUCUAGCCUACCUUCCACUUGCUCUAUCUAUCUGCGCCAUAAAUGUCACUUUUCUGAUGUUUCUGAUAGUGCUAAAGUUCAGAUAUUUUUUUAUCUCCCUGUCGCCGACUGUUUCUUCUUCAAUUCCAUCUGUUUCAUUAUCCCAAAUCCUGAUAAAAACGGUGCCGUAUUCCAAUAUAUAUCUGUUGUGUUGUGUCUCUUUCUGACUCAAAAAGAAAAUCGCUUUGCCCAGAAACAAAAAUACACCAAAACCCCAUCAAAACUUUCAGGGUUUUUUGACUGUUAGUGAUUGUGAAAAUGCAUCGUCGCCUUCUUGACACAGAGCUCAGUGUGCCACCGGUUGGAGGAAUCAACAAGACACACGAUGGAUACUUUAACGAGGAGAAUUUUGACAGCAACAUGGUCAUAAUUUUGGCAGCUUUGUUGUGUGCUUUGAUUGGUGCACUUGGUUUGAACUCAAUAGUUCGUUGCGCUUUGCGUUGCAGUCAUAGGCUUAACAUGGAGACACCGGAUCAAGCCGCCGCACGUCUCGCCGCAACAGGCCUGAAGAAACGAGAUUUACGGCAAAUCCCGAUUGCUGUUUACGGAGAAGGUGAAAAUAUUCCGGCCACCGAGUGCCCAAUUUGCCUUGGUGAAUUUGUCGACGGUGAAAAAGUUCGGGUUUUGCCAAAAUGUAACCAUGGCUUCCAUGUGAGGUGCAUAGACACAUGGCUUAUGUCACACUCAUCGUGUCCAAAUUGUAGAAAUUCGUUGCUUGAAAGCACCACCACAACCACCGCAAGUUCAGCUUCUCCGCCGCCUGAAACUAGAGGACCGGCGGCUGCUGCUGCUCCGCAAGCAGAAGACAACAGGGUGGUUGUAGUUGUUAAUGAGGCAGCAGAUUAAUGAAUAAUUAAACCUUUAAUCAAGGUUUUAAUUAGUAGUUAGGUAGUGAUUUUCAUGAGGCCAAAUGGAAUUGGCAGCAGCAUGUGAAAUUUGUACCAAAUCAUGUGCAAAAUUAAUUAUUAGGUAUAUUUUUGCCAAGGCUGGUUGGGUUUUUGGCCAUUUUUGCAAUUUUCAGGCUGUAGAUUGAUCAAGUUUUUGUCCUA